Messenger RNA from Cynocephalus volans (Philippine flying lemur), 421 nucleotides. It is a transcript of the gene UBL5, whose product is annotated as ubiquitin like 5. Gene Ontology annotation, cellular component: cytoplasm; nucleus. Gene Ontology annotation, molecular function: protein tag activity; protein binding. The record is from RefSeq and is a predicted model, not a curated record. The coding region runs from base 92 to 313 and encodes 73 amino acids. Gene Ontology annotation, biological process: mRNA splicing, via spliceosome; protein modification process. NCBI's taxonomy places the organism in Eukaryota, Metazoa, Chordata, Mammalia, Dermoptera, Cynocephalidae. The transcript is spliced from 5 exons.
GUUUCCCAGUGUCGACUCCGGCCGGGGUUCAGCGCUCGAGGUUGGAGGUUGUGGCGUCGGAAGACUUGAGGCUAUUCGAGCUCCAACCAGGAUGAUCGAGGUUGUUUGCAACGACCGCCUGGGGAAGAAAGUCCGCGUUAAAUGCAACACCGAUGACACCAUCGGGGACCUUAAGAAGCUCAUCGCAGCCCAAACUGGCACCCGUUGGAACAAGAUUGUCCUUAAGAAGUGGUACACGAUUUUUAAGGACCACGUGUCUCUGGGGGACUAUGAAAUCCACGAUGGGAUGAACUUGGAACUUUAUUACCAAUAGAGCAGAAUUCCUUCCCCCUGCCUUACCCUCCUCUCCCAGCCUCACCCUCCCACACUGGUAAUGGAUGCUUGUUUUUAAAAAUUCAUGUUAAUAAAAACUUAGAUGCUA